This is a messenger RNA of Anisakis simplex (herring worm), 993 nucleotides long. The record is from the annotation of a GenBank genome assembly. Lineage: Eukaryota; Metazoa; Nematoda; Chromadorea; Rhabditida; Anisakidae.
AUGGCAGAAGACAUUCCUCGAGAAAUUUAUUCGAGAAGAAAUCGCCAAAUUGGCUAUUAUCAAUGGGUUCCCUUUAUUCUUGCUAUUGAGGCAUUGCUCUUCUAUGUUCCUUGUAUUCUGUGGAGAGGAAUGCUGUACUGGCAUUCAGGUAUUAACCUGCAAGGCCUCGUUCAAAUGGCUUGUGAUGCAAGAUUGAUGGACGCAGAUGUGAAAAGCCGUACGGUUUAUACGAUGGCAAGACAUAUGGAGGAUGAAGUUCAGUUCAAGCAUUUGCAGUUAACGCACCUCGAUCGACAAGGACAUUCACGUUCGUGCUUCUCAUCGAUGCAAGUUGGAGGUCAAUGUGGCAGGCAUUGCGGUUGUUAUGUGACCAUGUUAUACAUAGGCAUCAAGAUGCUUUACUCUGCCAACGUGAUGCUGCAAUUUUUUCUGCUUAAUCACUUGCUAGGUGCGAAUGACCUCGCCUAUGGAUUUUCACUGCUGAGGGAUCUUAUGCAUGAAGUGGAGUGGGAACAAACUGGAAUGUUUCCUAGGGUGACACUUUGUGACUUCGAGGUGCGAGUGCUUGGAAAUAUCCAUCGGCAUACAGUUCAGUGCGUUUUGAUGAUAAAUAUGUUCAACGAAAAAAUAUUCCUCUUCUUGUGGUUCUGGUUUCUCACUGUUGGAUUGAUAACCGUCUUUAACACAUGCUACUGGAUACUUAUUAUGUUUAUACCCAGUCAGGGAAUGUCUUUCAUCAGAAAAUAUUUGCGUGUGCUGAGUGAGCAUCCAUCAAAGCCAGUCACCGAUGACGUUUCAUUACGGAAGUUCACCAAUCAGUUCCUCCGUAAGGAUGGUGUUUUCAUGCUUCGUAUGAUAUCGACACAUGCUGGCGAAUUAAUGAGUAGCGAGCUAAUUCUUGCUCUGUGGCAGGAUUUCAACAAUGUUGAUCGCUCACCAACUCAAUUUUGGGAUGCGGAGCAUGGUGCAGGUCAGAUCGAAGUCAUGCAUUGA